UUCUCAUGAGAUGCUCUCUGUCACCGCGUCACUGCCACUCUCAGGUUGAUUACCUCUUCUAUUGCUUGAUCUUUCACUUCUCCAUGCGUUGACUUCGCUGCCGCACCUUGCAAGCUAGGCCAACUGCGCGACCUUUCAUUCUUCACUUCACCAUAUUGUCCCUAUUCACGACUUUGGUGUCGAUUGUCGCCCUUCCUUUAUCGACAAUCGCACUGGCCCGUCCUUGAUACCUGACCUUGUCAUUAGUUUUCAAUAAACUAGAACCAGUGCCGGCAACACAGGUCUUACCUCUUCUUCAGUCCCAUCCAUUCGACUCAAAUACCAUUGCGCGUCCGGGGAACCAUUGAAAGAUAACACAAGGAUCCCAUGAUGGAUCAUUCUCACCAGCAUUUCCACGACAAGAUGGUAGAACUGGCAAGGCGGCAAGAAGCUCUCAGCACAGAAGGAGGCACAGUCUACUCCGUCGUCUAUGUUACUGCGCAGCCAACUUUUACUGGUGUCAUUGGAGGCUAUACAACUUUGACGGAUGGCUCUGCCAGUGCACCCGCUGUGGCCACAGCUAGUGCAGCUGCUUCUGCAGCCUCUUCGGCCUCAAUCGAGUACAGUACAGCUCCCACAGAGACUCUUGUUGCGUCAACUGCCGCAAACGCCGCUGCUUCAGUCACCGCUUCGGAUUCGGUUCUGAGUGCAACUCCGAGCACCACCUUCUCACCAAAUAAUGUCGCCGAAGGCACCGUUGCAGGUGCUUCUACUACAGCCGGCUCUUCUUCGUCAGACUCGACAAGCACUUCCAGCAGCGGAAUGUCAACCGGCGCGAAAGCAGGUAUUGCCAUUGGCAUUAUCGCAGUCAUUGGCGUCCUGGCAGUCCUUCUACUCUGGCUACUCGGGAAGAAGAAGAAAGAGCGCGAAGCCCAAGCAAACAAGGACAAUGAGAAAUCAGCUUACACAGCUGGCGCUCCUCCUGCCACUGAAAUGGUCAAUCGAAGUCCGACUGUUUCCAGCGCUAUUGCUCCCCGCCUAAGCCUGCGACCCGUCUCUCGAAUGUUGCCCGAAUUCACUCAGCCGUCUAGAGGACGACUCAGCGGCGGCAACCUGUUGAAAACCGUCGGAGAGUCAGGCCCUGCUUCAGCUCGAAAUCUCAGUCCUUCGCCUCAACCACGCGGACCAAGCCCUACUCCUAGACCAACGCAACGGGAGAAUCCCUUCGCUGAUCCACAAAAUCCUUUCGCUGACCCCGAAAAGCCACUCGCGGCUCCGGUGCACGCAGCACCAACACACUUUGCUGUUUCUACACCUCCCGCUGGACCUACUCCUGUGGCUCCAAUUGUUGCUGCUGCUGGCGCGUCUACUGCUGAUGCUGUUGCGUCACAAGCCGGCUCAGAUCCUAUCCCAACGCCUGCUCAGAUUCAGGCACCCGCCCCAGCUCCUGAAGCCACAUCUGCCCUGGCGGCGGAGCCUGCCAUUGUAGCUGUACCCGGUCCUCAGGCUGCUCCAAAAGAAGCUCCGCCAUCUACGCCAGUUGCUGCGGUCGCAGGCGCGGCAGCUGCGAAUGCUUCUCCAGCCAAUGAACAAUCUCAAGGAAAUGUCUAUCGCGUUCUCAUGGACUUCGCGCCUUCAAUGGACGAUGAACUCGAACUGAAGAAUGGUCAACUCGUUCGAAUGCUUCACGAGUAUGAUGACGGAUGGGCUUUGUGCAUCAGACUUGACCGCUCUCAACAAGGUGUGGUUCCACGAACGUGCCUCGCCAACAAACCAUCCAAGCCAAAGCCAUCUCAUCUCAACCAAUACGCUCGACCAAUGGCACCAGGACAAGGGCCCAUGUCUCGCCCUAUGUCCCCUGCUGGAACUCCUCGCAGCCAAAACUUCAGCUCUCCUCGAUCUGGCAUGGUCCCUCCUCAACGUCCAAUGUCUCCUGCGAGCAGGUCUAUGAGCCCUGCUGGCCCUCCUCGGCCCAUGAGUCCGGCGGGAGGUCCUCGACGACCAAUGUCUCCUGCAGGAAGAUCGAUGAGCCCUUCACGUGCGAUGAGCCCAGGUCCCGGACACUUCAACCAAGCUCCUCGACCACUCUCCCCUGGUCCUCGACCUCAACAAAAACGCAGCAUGUCGCCUGGCCCGUCCAGAUCGUCCCCAAUGGCCGAUGUGACUCGACGACGAAGCAACUCUGCCAGUGUUGUCCGAGAAAAGCGCAACUCACCCAUCGGACCAUCGAAACUCGGCCCUGGUACAUCGGCACCGGGAACUGCUUUGUAAAUGUCCUUUGGUGUCGGCACCCAUCUCAUGUGGAUAAAGUACUCGCCUUUCCUCAACCACGAAACGAACGUGCAAAUGCUUUUUAUACCUGGUGGAAACAUGUGCUCUACGAUUUUCAGCUUCUCCGGCGAUUGUGCGACAAGGCUUAUUUCCUCCUUUCUUGUCUCUUAGUUUUUUUUACUACAAUAUUCUCACUUCACUUGCUUACCUUAGCUAUUGAGCCGACAGUAGUUUGCAAAUGGGAACAAGUGUCUUAUUGAGGGCUGUGCAAUUCACUUCGGAAGCGGGUGUCAACAGGAGCAAGAAGAGAAUGGGGCAUGAAAUCAUGCCAGGAUAGAUAGCUAAGAUAAUGCUCAAUGCUCAUGGUGAUAUUGAUUUCUG
Molecule: messenger RNA, 2631 nt
Organism: Exophiala xenobiotica
Lineage: Eukaryota; Fungi; Ascomycota; Eurotiomycetes; Chaetothyriales; Herpotrichiellaceae
Exons: 2
Coding region: 367-2250 (627 amino acids)
Molecular function (GO): protein binding
Source: RefSeq, a predicted model, not a curated record